GUGACGCGAGAAUCGAGCUUCAAGUGACACUGCGCGAAACCAUUGGUUAUAAUGAGCUAUAAUCAUAAUGUAAUCUGGUUAUAAUCAUGCGGACCCUCAAAAUACAGUUUUUCUGAUGGAUACAGCAGAAGGGAAUCCACUGGGGCGUGUCACACUAUUCUUCGUGGAAGACAGCCUGUACUGUAAACAGGCAAGAGCUAGUCUCUUUGACCUGGGAUUGCCAGUGCAAGAGGUAGACUUAAAGCAAUAUUCAAAAUUAAGGUGCCAGCUGAAGGAACUCACUGGGUCCCACACUGUACCACAGAUUUUCUUCAAUAAAGUCCAUGUCGGUGGUAAAGAUGACCUGGACAAACUAUCUCCAAAUGAGCUGGAGCAUCUCAUGCGGCUGGUGUGGGAGGAGCCCCUGAGUUUGGAUGGCCCCCAACUGCUGGGCGACUGUCUUAACAAAGAACCUAAGGCCCAUGGGGAAGCAAACCAGCUGUCAAUGAUGCUGCAGAAUGUGAUUUUGAGACUGUACUCAGACCACCUUUCUGCAGAUGGCAAGCAGGUGGACUACAAGGCCAUCUCCCGCAGUGCAGCAUUUGAGAGCUACUGUGAGCUGACAGUGCAACUGCAGCACAUCCAGCUGCAGCAACUGAAUCAUGAGGAGAAGCUGGCUUUCUUUAUUAACAUCUACAAUGCCCUGGUCAUCCAUGGAAACUUGCACCUGGGCUCCCCAAAGAAUAUAUGGCAGAGGUACCGGUUCUUUAACUAUGUGAGCUACGUAAUUGGGGGAGAGCUGUUCACGUUGCAGGACAUUGAAAACGGGGUGCUACGGGGGAACAGAAGGGGCAUAGCACAGUUGUGGAAGCCCUUCUCUGAGAGUGACCCACGGCUCCAGGUUACUUGUGUGGCACUUCCUCAUCCAGAGCCCCUUGUUCACUUUGCCUUGAAUUAUGGUGCCAAGGGAUGCCCUCCAAUUAAAACCUACAUAGCCAAGGACAUCAAGAGUCAGCUCCAUGCUUCUGCUGAAGCCUUCCUGGAAAAUGACAACAGCUGCAUGGUUGAUGCCACUAAAGGAGAAGUUAAGCUCAGCCAGAUCUUCAAAUGGUACAAAAUGGACUUUGGAGACACUGAUGAAGAGUUACUGAACUGGAUCUUAAAUCAUAUGAGGGAAUCACCAAAGAAGUCCAGUCUUCAGACCGUAUUGGCAGCAACCAAAUACAAAGUGAGCUACAUGCCAUACGACUGGUCCACCAACAGUAUUGACUGAACUUUCAGUAUUGACAGCUUCACUGUGCGUAGAUGGGACCUCAGGUGUACCAAUUCCCAUGUAAAAGCACAGUGAGAUCUGAGAGAAAGCACAAGUCUCUCAACAGAAUAUCAGCGCCUCAGUAUCCUGCACCUUAUAUCCUGACUACGCAUUCUACAGCAGUAUGUGUGUGACUCUUAACUGUCUGUUUAAAGACAAAUAUUAACACCAUUUUUAUGGCAACAGUUAUAUAUUGAUACUGUCAUAUAUAAAUCAUUAGAAGUUCUGCUGGCUGUUGGAUUACAUUCUGAUAAUGUGUCCUGAGGUGAAGUUAAAUGAACUAUGAAAAUGAACUAUGCAGUAAUUUAAAACAACAGCUUAAUGCUGAUGUGUUUUAAUGUGUUUAAUGUAUUGCUUUUAUUUAUUUAUUAAGGCAUUUUAUUAUUCUGUAGAAUUACUGUUUGUCAAUAACUAUGGUUGUUUUCUGAUACCAGCAUGUUGGAAACCUGACACCACAUUGCCUUGUCAAACUCCAGACAACAGAUACAGCCAUGGCCUAUGUGCACAUCUACUUUAAAAUGCACCUGCUAGGUCCCCCAUAUCGCAUGCAGUACAGAAAUCUAUCAGUUGAAAAUAUAAUCCAUACGAGACAGUUUCUUAAACCAUAUUUAUAAUUUUUACUACUGUCCAGUCUGUUCCUGUGUGAAUAGGCAUUUUCACACAGAAAAGCCUCUUGUAAUUCAUUACAAUGGAAGAAAAACCUGGACAGAACAAGUUUACAAAAAAUUGGUGUAGAAUGAUAAUAGCAUGUGUUAAAUUUUCAGCAAGACUUGUUUGAAAUUUGGAGCAGUGCACUCAAAAUACAUAUUCACAGCACAUCGUAGAAAGCAACUGGAAUGUGCUGUCUGACCCUAAUGUCAGUGCAUAGUCUCUAGAGCAGGGUUCCUCAUUCCUCUUUCUGGAGAUCUACCAUCCUGCAGAGUUUCUUUUCAACAUAGCUGGCUCUACUAAUGAAAUGCUACUGAAAGACCUGAUUAUCAGGUGUGCUAAAUAAGUGUUGCAACUAAGCUUUAGGGCUGAGUCUGAAUUCAAGGGCUGCAUCCUUCUAAGGCUGCAUUUGAAGUCUGAAUACAGCAGUGCGAUAAGGCUCCUUCUAAUGUGGUCUAGAAAUGCGUCCUUCUUUUGCCAAGUCGUGAAAGAUUCACCCGAUGGGUCCUUUGCUGCCCAGCAUACCCUAAGAUUCAUUGCACAGAGAUAAAGUGGGUGUGUCCCAUCUAGGUGAUAGGAGCUGCACUUCAUGACUCAAAGGUAAGGGUGGGAACAGCUGGUGACACAAAUAGGAAAUAAUCCAUAGGCCAUACCAUCCCAUUUGACAAAGCUUUCUGUUCGAUCUUUGAAGAACAUAACUUACAAAGGCCAUGUCUUUGUAGACCAGGUCCUUCAAAUGAUGCAACACUUGAAUUUGGACAUAGCCUGGAUCUCCAGGAGUAGUAAUGAGCAGCCCUACUCUACAGCACAUUUGUCUUGCCUGUAGAUCGAUUUUGCAUGUCCUGCCACUUGUAUGUUGCAUGUUGAAUACAGGGCUCUGACUCUCACUUUGAACUUUACAGAACAUCAGACUCCCCAAGUUCCCUGUAACAGUGCCUUUAAAACUUGCUUGACAGAUCAUACCUCAGCAACACUAACCCUUGUUAACAGGUCUACGAUUUGUUACAAAUAUUAAGUAACAUUUACCGGUAUAUGACAUAUAUAUAAUAAUUUCCUUAACUGUAAUGUUCAGAGUUUACCUCAUUUCCAUUUAACAUCAGGAAUUAAAAUGUGAUGCAAUUUUUUCUAAAAUAGAAAAAAGAUGAUGAUAUUUUAUUAUUUUCCAUGGGGAAAAUAAUCAAGUAUGUUUUUGCCUAUCCCAUCUUGCUGUUUAUGAAACACAUACACAGUUGACAGAUAGUUUGGAGGUUACAUCCAGGGGUGUAACAAUGCACCGUGGUACAAUAUUUAGCAAUUCAAAAAGAUGCAAAUACACAUUGUAGGGGUAUAACAAUGCACAAUGGCACAAAAUCAUUUAUUAAUAUUAACACAUGAGGACGCAAUAAGCACAAUCUCAGUUUUGCUUUGAGAUUUUGUUUUUGCAUUUUGCACUGGACUGUAAAGAAUAAGGAAUAAACUGCAAGAGAAAAAGAAAUGGCUUGAAAACACCAUUUGUUUGUAAAUGUACAUGACUAAAUAGAAAUAAAUAAGAACCAUGAGAUUUUAGUUUUCAGUCUUAUUUUGUUGAAUAUAUUGAACUGCAUAAACUUGAUUUACAUAUGAUAAGCAAUUUGUUUAUGCCUCUCCAGAAAUAUUAAAUAUGCAAUGAGCAUUUAAAUUGA
This is a messenger RNA of Paramormyrops kingsleyae, 3600 nucleotides long. RefSeq lists its product as uncharacterized. The record is from RefSeq and is a predicted model, not a curated record. Gene Ontology annotation, biological process: cell redox homeostasis. Gene Ontology annotation, molecular function: electron transfer activity. NCBI's taxonomy places the organism in Eukaryota, Metazoa, Chordata, Actinopteri, Osteoglossiformes, Mormyridae.